UAGACGGCAUUCUUAAGUACACAAACCAAAAUCAUAAAGACUCUUCUCGUGCAAGGAGUAUGUGCUCUAGAGUAUAUUCAACAAGCACAAUUAAUUCUAAAACAGGGGUUGUGGUUACAAAGUUAAACCCCCCUUCUCUCUCCAGACUUAAGAGAUAUCUGAUCACCAAGAAUGAGAAAUAGCUCCUGUGAGAGUUCAAAUUUAAGCCUUGAAACACAGACUUUACCAAAGUAUUGCCUUAAAGUUUCUAAAUUGCCAAAUAAGAGAAGAGUAAGUUAAAAUCCUAAGUAUCAGCUCUCAAUGGAAUGAAACCCUUCCUUGAAUUGUGACAAAAAAGUUGAAUUCUUUCUCAGAAGAAGCCAGACAACAAAUAUCCCUCCAGCCAAAUCGGACAAACCCUCUCGUCUGUCCAUGUUUAACAGUCAUCUAAAAAGAAGAACGAAAUUACAACCCAAGAAGGUGUCUCUAAAUAAUCAAAUUGAAAAACUCAGUAAUUACGUGAAAAUUAGCAAGAGACUUAUCCGUAAAUAAAGUAGAACUCCUUAACAAUCCUCAGGCUUAUAAUAGGAUCGAGCAAAACAUCUUAUCACUCAAUGGUCUAAACUCUGGAAAUACUUAUUUUGAGACCUUUAAAGCUUCACUUGAGAGAUUCCGCAGAGAAGAAAAUACUAGUGUGAAACUGACUAGAAAAACCUUAAAAACAAUGCAAUUGAACUCCAAAAACUACCCAGGAAGAAAUAUCAGCUUAAAAUAAUGUGUACACCUUACCCACUGACUUCAGAACAAAAUUCCAAAAAAUAUGACCAAAAUCCCACCUCAACUCUCCUCCUCCUGACCUAAUACCCUUCAUCAGCUUAAAACUAAACAAAACAGUCCUAACCAAACAACCCCAUCCAAACCCCCCUUCCCAGAACCCCUCUCCCACCUCUAAUCCCUUCACAACCCCCUAAAAUCCCC
Moneuplotes crassus is the source of this 957-nucleotide messenger RNA. Lineage: Eukaryota; Ciliophora; Spirotrichea; Euplotida; Euplotidae. The record is from the annotation of a GenBank genome assembly.